AUGUCCAGCCGACUUUCCACGCGACUGAGUAUCCGCUGGGUUCCAGGCGAGCCGUCGGAGCCGACCAACACGCUGGUCAUGAGCGUCGGAGGAUGGUACGUCGACCUGCGCAUCACCAAGGCCGACGGCUCGAUCGAAUGGGGGAUGGCGGGAGAGAGGCUCAUCCUGUCAAGAGAACCGUUAACAUGCAAAUGGACCCACUGGAUCGAUUCGCGAGGCUACACGGAGCCCGACAUUGGAAGUUUCCACCCCGUCGAUCCAUCUGUUGCUAAUGCCGACCCCGCCACCGACACCGUCGAAACAGGAAGCAUGCUCAACCCCGAAACCAACGUCGAGACGCCCUACGAGGAGGUGUGGCGCGCCCUGCGUGCCUCACAUAGCGACCGCUUCCCCUGGGCGUGGAUCGUGCGCAGCAUGGAUAAACGGACGUUUCUCGCGCAGGUCGGAGGGGACUUUCUCGCCCUGAGAGGCGGGCCUGACGGUCCUGUUGGAGAGGCCGGGUUCUGCGCCCGCAGGGAGACAUGGGACGGCGAGCAAAAGCGCUGGACAGUCGUGCUUGAGGCGGGGGAGUCGAACAAUCUGCCCGCUCUGCCUGGCCUGGUUGGAUGGGAGGCGAAAGGGAGAGGAGAAGGAAGUGGGAAAGAACCAGCGUGGACACAAAGUGCCAUGGAGGGGGAUGUGGUGGAACUGUUUGGAGAGAAGUACGUUUUGUGUGCGCUUGAGAGGGUGGCUUAG
This is a messenger RNA of Cladophialophora carrionii CBS 160.54, 735 nucleotides long. RefSeq lists its product as uncharacterized. The transcript has 2 exons. The record is from RefSeq and is a predicted model, not a curated record. NCBI's taxonomy places the organism in Eukaryota, Fungi, Ascomycota, Eurotiomycetes, Chaetothyriales, Herpotrichiellaceae. Bases 1 to 735 code for a protein of 244 amino acids.